AUGGAGCAGAACAACAAGAUGGUGAACCAAGAAGCUUUCCUUAGGAAAAGGAUCAAAGAAGUGAGCGAGCAGGUGAAAAAGCUGAGGAAAGAGAAUCGCGAGAAGGAGUUAACCCAACUCAUGUACUCAUAUUUGUCGGGUAAGGCUAAUCUCGUUGGCUUAUCUGUUACAGAUUUAAAUGAUCUCGUUUGUAUCAUUGACAAGAAUUUGGAAGAAAUUAAUAAGAGGAUAGAGACUAUUGCUGCAAAGAAUAAUAGCACCAACUCGAUGACUCAAAUGGUGGUUGCGGCUAAGACUGAGGCUUCUGCAACGAACGAGAAUUUCAAUGAUGAAGUUGUGAAAGCUGAUGCCGUUAUUGACAAUAAUACUAAAAACUAA
Cannabis sativa is the source of this 378-nucleotide messenger RNA. Its product is annotated as agamous-like MADS-box protein AGL80. The transcript has a single exon. NCBI's taxonomy places the organism in Eukaryota, Viridiplantae, Streptophyta, Magnoliopsida, Rosales, Cannabaceae. The coding region runs from base 1 to 378 and encodes 125 amino acids. The record is from RefSeq and is a predicted model, not a curated record.